AACACUGUCGUGACGACAACAGUUGCUACAGCCAAGAUUGACACACGAGAACGCCUGCUAAGCUCGUCCGACAGGUCGUCAUGUGCCCGUCUGGCCCUAACUCAUCUGGUACCACCAGGCCUCGGUGUCUGGCUGUCCGUGUUCACCUGCCGCAACGGCUUCUACCGCAUUUUGUCCCGUCUCUCCUUCCGCCGCGUCUUGUAG
This is a messenger RNA of Protopolystoma xenopodis, 204 nucleotides long. The record is from the annotation of a GenBank genome assembly. NCBI's taxonomy places the organism in Eukaryota, Metazoa, Platyhelminthes, Monogenea, Polystomatidea, Polystomatidae.